This is a messenger RNA of Gaeumannomyces tritici R3-111a-1, 739 nucleotides long. RefSeq lists its product as hypothetical. NCBI's taxonomy places the organism in Eukaryota, Fungi, Ascomycota, Sordariomycetes, Magnaporthales, Magnaporthaceae. The transcript has 3 exons. Gene Ontology annotation, biological process: SRP-dependent cotranslational protein targeting to membrane. The record is from RefSeq and is a predicted model, not a curated record. Gene Ontology annotation, molecular function: endoplasmic reticulum signal sequence receptor activity; 7S RNA binding. Bases 128 to 532 code for a protein of 134 amino acids. Gene Ontology annotation, cellular component: signal recognition particle, endoplasmic reticulum targeting.
UGCGUUGGCUGGCUUUUUGGCUCCCAAUCCCGACGACCAGCGCGACCAGAAACCGGCUGUUUUAAUCGAAAAUAUCAGGUCCCUCCCCAGGUAGAGCAGAGGCAGCUCGCCCUGGUAUCAAACAACCAUGGGCCACCUCACAAGCGACGAGUUCUUCGUCAAGCUCGCCGAGCUCUUCGAGUCGCGCAAGGGGCAAGACCACGGCGCCGUCUACCUGACACAGAAGCGAUUGACGUACGGCCAGCAGCAAGAAACCGAUGGCGCAGCGCCGCUCGCGGACCUGAGCCCGGCCGGGCCGCUGCCGGUGCUGAUCCGGGCCACGGACGGCAAGACGGGCGACAAGGGCUCCAAGCGGGCGCAGCGCCUCAAGCUCUCGACCAUCGUCGAACCGGACGCGCUCGACGCAUUCUAUGCGCGCUACGCCGAGGUGUGCAAGGCGGGAAUGGCGGCGCUCAAGCCCAGGGACAAGAGCAAGAAGAAGGCAAAGGCCAAGAAGAGGAAGGGCGCCGCCGCGACUGGCAAGGCGGCGUAGGUGUUCUUUUGUCAAGAAAAAAGGGGGGCCGCGAUAAUACCCUUGGUCACAAUGGCAUGUUUAAUGACAUCCUGUUUUCCGCGCCCCUUGCUUUUGCGAUUGAAGCUAUUCACAGGAGACAAAAACGCCCCCUUUUAUCAUCCCAUGUACCCAUGCCCGCCCAAGAAACCAUGCAGCACCCCCAACCUCCCCCCCCCCCAAAAAAGC